AUGGCCGAGACGAAACAGACAGAAAUCGUCGGGGUGCGGUGUCCAAAGGGAUGCGAGACCAUCAUGACCGGCGGCACGGGGGCUGUCUAUGGAUUUAAAGACCGUCCUGAUGUCGUGGUUAAGCUGCCGUACGAGACAGACCGGCACAAGGCACGCUUCGACACGGAAAAGGCCAUCUUCCGCCGCCUGGGGUCGCACCCGCACGUUGUGCCUUGCCUCGGCAUCGAAGACAACGACCGAGGCGGCAGGAUCUACAUGGCCCGCGCCAAGCACACCGCCAUCCGGGGCUACUUCCGCGAGGGCGGGACGGCCUCCCUGGCCGAGCGCGUGCGCUGGUGCCGCGACCUCGCCGCGGCUGUCCACUACAUUCACGACAAGGGCGUGCGCUGGGGCGACAUUGGCGGCCGUAACAUUCUGUUUACCGCCGACCGUAACAUCUGGAUCUGCGAUUUCGCCGGCUCGGGCCUCGACGGCGUACCACCCAUCGUCUGGGGUGAGGACGGAUUCCGGCACCCCGACGACGAGUCCCCCGAGACCUCGACGGGGACCAUGCCCUGCGAGAUCCACGCACUCGGGUCUGCCAUGUACGAGCUGAUCACAUCCAGGUGUCCGCACUGGAAGGAGGAAGCGGAAUGCCGCGGCCGAGCAGCCGGCCUCCUCCGCCGCGGUGUGUACCCCGACGUGUCGGACGUGGCGCUGGGCGACGUCAUCCAGCGGUGCUGGAAAGGCGAAUACACCUCUGCUCGUGAAGUGGCUGAGGGCAUAGAAGAGAAGAUGCCACAAUAUGAGAACGAAGACAAGCCGUUUUAA
Messenger RNA from Sporothrix schenckii 1099-18, 810 nucleotides. RefSeq lists its product as uncharacterized. The coding region runs from base 1 to 810 and encodes 269 amino acids. The record is from RefSeq and is a predicted model, not a curated record. The transcript has 2 exons. Gene Ontology annotation, molecular function: ATP binding; protein kinase activity. Gene Ontology annotation, biological process: protein phosphorylation. NCBI's taxonomy places the organism in Eukaryota, Fungi, Ascomycota, Sordariomycetes, Ophiostomatales, Ophiostomataceae.